GCAGUUACUGAGAAAUCACAAGACGAAGCUAAAAUCCCUCUUCAGAUCCACAGUCAACUGCCCUGAAAAAAUCCUGCAAAAAGCCCAGAAAAAGGAGAGCCAUGGAUUCCUACAGAAAAUACGCAGCUAUCAUUCUGGUCACCUUGUCGGUGUUUCUGCAUAUUCUCCAUUCCCUUCCUGAGGGCGAGUUUACAACGGAGGAGAUGGGGUUUCACCAUAUUGCCCAGGCUGCUCUCGAACUCCUGAGCUCAAGUGAUCCACCCACUUUGGCCUCCCAAAGUGCUGGGAUUACAGAGUGCCCGGAAUGCAAGCUAAAGGAAAACAAAUACUUCUCCAAGCUGGGUACCCCAAUAUAUCAGUGCACGGGCUGCUGCUUCUCUAGAGCAUAUCCCACUCCAUUUAGGUCCCAGAAGACAAUGCUGGUUCCGAAAAACGUCACCUCAGAGUCCUCUUGCUGUGUGGCUAAAGCAUACACCAAGGCCACCGUAAUGGGGAACGUCAAAGUGGAGAACCACACGGAGUGCCACUGCAGCACCUGCUAUUAUCACAAAUUUUAAACGUUUUGCCAAGUGCUGUCGUGAUGACUGCUGAUUUUCUGGAAUGGAUGAUUAAGUUGUUCAGUGUUUAUGGCUUUGUGAGAUUAAAACCCUCCUUUUCCUUACCAUACCGCUUUGACACGCUUCAAGGAUGUACUGCAGCUUUAUUGCCUUUCUCUUUAUCCCACAGUGGAAUCAGUAGUCUAGUUCUUUUCAUUUGGAAUGAAUACAGUAUGUAGCUCGUUCCACUGCAAAUAAAGCCUUUUAAAUCAUCAUUCA
This is a messenger RNA of Saimiri boliviensis boliviensis (Bolivian squirrel monkey), 815 nucleotides long. The record is from RefSeq and is a predicted model, not a curated record. NCBI's taxonomy places the organism in Eukaryota, Metazoa, Chordata, Mammalia, Primates, Cebidae.